CCAGUGAAGUCUGAAAUUAGCAGAACUCGAAGCCCAUUGGUCAGCUCGAUGUACCUGUGGGAGGGGUUAGACAGAGUCCUGUCACGUUCCCUCUGCUCCCCCCAUCCGCCUCAACCGCUCCAGGAGAGGCAAGGAGAGAGGGAAGGAAGAGUGCAGCUGAAAAGCAAACAGACAUGUCGACAGCCAACGCAUAAAGUCUCCCAUCGGCUGUUCGUGGAUUUCUUCGCGGGACCUGAUGUGGUGAGGGGUGGGUGUGUGCCACUGCCCUGGGCUGGGCUGAAGGCAGAGGAGGUAGGAUGCUGUGGCUCUCCCUGCUGUCUGUGGUGGUCCUGGGUUGUGUGACCCUGACCCAGACACACACUCACACACACACCCCGACGCCCACCUCCACACACACCCCUAUGGUGGACAGCUCGGAGGAGGAGGUGGACGAACCGUGCUUCGAGCCGUGCACGUGCGAGGUCAAAGAGGGAGUGUUGCACGUGCACUGUGAUGGGCGGGGCUUCACUAACGCCAGCCAGGUGUCCCAGUCUUGGCUCCGCCCCUUCAAGCUCAACCUGCAGAGGAACUCCUUGAGGCGUCUCUAUAGCAAUGGCUUCCUGCACCAUAGCAAUGCCGUGGCGAUAAACCUAGGCAACAACGCGCUGCAGGACAUCCGUGCCGGGGCGUUUCAUGGUCUAGGGACACUGAGACGCCUCUACCUCCACGAGAACAAGCUGGAGGUGUUCCGUAACGACACCUUCUCUGGUCUGGAGGCACUGGAGUACCUGCAGGCCGACUACAAUGUCAUCAAACGCAUCGACAGUGGGGCGCUACGCUACCUGCAUAAAUUACGAGUGCUCAUCCUCAAUGACAACCUGAUCCCUGCUCUGCCUCCUCAUCUCUUCAGAUCUGUGUCUCUGACCCACCUGGACCUGCGGGGGAACCGUCUGAAGAGCCUGGCCUACGCCGGGACCCUGGAGUACGUGGGCCGCAGCCUGAUGGAGCUCCAGCUGGAGGAGAACCCCUGGAUAUGUGGCUGUGAGGCUGUCCAGCUGCAGACCUGGCUGGGACACAUCCCCUACACCGCAGUGGUGGGGGACAUCACCUGCGAAUACCCCUUCCACCUGCACGGGAAAGACCUGAGGGAGAUACCACGCAAAGAACUGUGUGCCGGAGAGGUGGAGGGAGAGGGGGAGAAGGAGGGAGAGAGGGAGAAGCACGGAGGGGUACAGCCUCCUCAGCAUCCGCCCUCUUACCCAAAAGCGAACCCCAAGCCUGGGAGGCCCAGACCCACCAAGCCGUCCUCCAUGGUUCACCAUCAGAACACACAUACCUCAUCUUCGUCAACUUCAUCAUCGGCGGAGCGGAGGGGGAGAGAGAGGUCCCCUCGGCCCACCAAGCGUCCCCGGGCCUCCAGGACACCCCCCACCCAGCGUAGCCUCCUCCCCAACCAGCCCCCUCCCAUCGCAGGGUACCAGACUCGCCCCCCCAUCCCCAUCAUAUGUCCUCUGGGGUGCACCUGUAACCUCCACAUCUCAGACCUAGGUUUGACAGUCAACUGUAAGGAGAGCGGCUUCAACAACGUGUCCCAGCUCAUGCCACGCCCCCUCAACGGACGGAAGCUGUACCUCAGCGGCAACCUCAUCCAGCGGAUCUAUAAGUCAGAUUUCUGGAAUUUUUCCAGUCUGGAUCUACUUCACCUGGGAAACAACCGGAUCUCCUUUAUUCAGGAGGGAGCGUUCUCCAGCCUGCCGACCCUGAGGAGUCUCUACCUGAACGGCAACAACCUGCAGAGGCUUAGCCCACACAUGUUCCUGGGUCUAGUUAACCUCAGGUACCUGUACUUUGAGUAUAAUGAGAUCGGUGUGGUGGAGGCGGGAGUGUUCAGCCCCAUGCCGUCUCUCCAGCUGCUCUUCCUCAACGCCAACCUGCUGAGGUCACUUCCUGUCGGAGUGUUCCAGGGCAUCUCCCUCUCUCGCCUCAACCUCCGCAACAACCACUUCCUCAGCCUGCCUGUAGAGGGGGUGUUAGAGCACCUCACUGGACUGGUGCAGGUGGACCUGCAGCAGAACCCAUGGGAGUGCAGGUGUGAUGCGGCCCCUCUGAAGCGCUGGCUGGAGGGCCUGAGUGCGGUGGUGGUGGUGGGGGAGGUGGUCUGUCACUCACCAGAAGAGACCACAGGUACAGAUCUUCGCUCUCUUUCCCUGGACCUCCUCUGUCCAGACCUGGACACCCACCAGGCCACGGUGGAGAACCAGGGGGAGUGGAACAGCUCCACAGCCCCAGACGGUGAUUUCUCUCUGGGCUACCCCGUGCCAGGCAAUGGUCCCCUGGGUCCCAUCACCAAGGCUUCCAUCCCUCUGUCGGUGUUGGUGCUCAGCCUGCUGGUGCUGUUCGUGUCGGCGUUCUUUGCGGCAGCGGCGCUGAUCGCCUAUGCCCUGAGGAGGCGGGACAAGCUGCCGUUCCGGCGGCAGGGAGAGGUGGAUCUGGCCGGGAUCCAGAUGGAAUGUGGGAUAUUCACCGAGCAGCAGCACCACAGGUUACCGGUACCAAAGACCCCUCCUCCGUCUGCCUUGCAGCAUAGCCUCGUCUACGAUAGCAUCCUCCCCGUCGUCCCUGGCCCUAACCCUAACCUCAGUCCCUCAACACACAUGUGCAGUAGCCCAGUCUAUAAGAAUGAGGAUGAUUCAGUGGUGAGGCAGCAACAGCAGCAGUUCUCUGCCUCUAAAGAGAAAGGGAACGUGGGAAGACACCGCUCAGGGGGAGAGAGCGAAGGACACUAUCGUUUGGUGGCAGAGAGAGAGAGAGAAUGGAAUAUGGAGGUGUGUCCCCCCUCCAUCAGUACCGUUGCCGGGGCAGUGGAACCCCCUCUUUCAGAUCUCCACGGAAACGGGACCCUCUGCCCAACGGUCAUAGACAGCCAGGGCCCCACCCCCAAGGUGGGAUUGGUUGACUGCCUGUUUGGGAUCUCUGGAAUGUCCGCCGCCGUCCCAGAGUUCCGAGACCUGCCGGACAGGUAUACACGUCCCCCACCACCCCGCUAUCCCCACCCUCCACAACCCCCUCAGCCCCCCGAACCCAAAGAGGAAACUAGAGCCAGCCAAUCACUCGUGGUUACUACAAUGACAGCGUGCGCGGGGCCAAGCAGUAGUAAUCAGAGCCAGAACUCAGAGUUUCCGCGAGAGUUGAGAAUGAGACUCAGUACCAAGCCGGAUUACAUGGAAGUCCUGGACAGAUCUUAUCAGUUCUAAUAGAUAAAUGUUACUAUGGAACCGCUGGCGUUGACAAUAAAUGACUCCUGUAAUAUGUCAUGUCUUGAACAUGUUGAUAUGCAGAGGUAAACCUGUGUGUGGCGAGAGCUGUUAGGACUAGGAGGAAGUUACUCUUAGAUGAGGCUUUGGAAAGGAUAAGCUGAUCCUAGAUCAGUGCCUGAGACUAGCAAUUAUUUUUUGUACCAUUGAUGACUAAGUAUCAGAUCAGGCUUUUUUUAUUCCCAGCAUCACAAAACAAGACAAUGUGGUAGAUGUGUGUUCAUUGUGUAUCUUUGUGGUAGGUACAGACCUUCGCUCUCUUUCCCUGGUGGGUGUGUGUUCAUUUUGUAUCUUUGUGGUAGGUACAGACCUUCGCUCUCUUUCCCUGGUGGGUGUGUGUUCAUGUUAGACAAUACAGUAGGUGUGUGUGUGUUCAUGUAUGCUCUCUAAAGACUUGCUGAUGAGACACUCAGUUGCUCUGCCUCUCCAGUAACAUCAUGAAGCACAGUGAGAGAGAGAGACUGAGACACAGGGAGGAGUCAGGAAUGAAGUGGUAAAGAGAGGGGGGUGGAAACGCAGAGUCCCAGUCUGACGGGUGUCUAAUGUAGCAUGUAACACUUUCCAUAUGAAAAGAACGUGGAAGAGGUGUUGAAGUGUGUUUACCCUGGACACUACAUCCCUGGUAUUAGUGUCACUGUGUCUGAGUGUUACUGUGGACCACAGGAUGCUUGUGGUACCUUCAUUGAGGAGGACGGGCUCAUUGUAAUGGCUGGAACAGAAUGAUGGAAUGGUAUCAAACGUGUUGGGUGCCAGUCCAUUCACUCUGUCCCAGCCAUUAUUAUGAGCCGUCCUCCUCUCACUAGCCUCCUGUGGUAUGGAAAGAGGGAGAUAUGACACAGUCAAGUGCCUUAGCAACUAGCAGCCAGACCUGGGUCUAAUACACAUGUCCGAUACUUUCAAAAAAGUGCUUGAGAUGAGUUUGGAUUUAGCUUACACACUUAUGGGGCUAUUCCGUUGGUGCCACAGUUGUACUGGGCAAACUAACUCAAAGGCAGCUCAAGUACAGUAUUUGAGUGUAUUUGACACACAUAUUUGACCAGGGCAGCAGCCAGCAAGUGGUCAAGGCUUAUUUUUCUAGAAACACAGAUCUAUUUAUCUAAACAGAGGUUUGAAUACUAAUGGCCGGGACUCAGAGCUGCUCUGGGAAAUUGAGGGCCCUAUUCAAUCAAAAGCUGAAACUGUAUUUCCCGGAUUAUAGUCAAAAGUAGCCUUCCUCAUGUGAAGAGACAGAGGAGUAUAUUUGCAUUUGUAAGAGUUUAUUUGCCUUUGUAUGUUUGCAUUUCCUGAAUAGGGCAUUUCCUGAAUGGGGCUCUGAGUGUGUUUGUUCUCAGGUGGAAUAUAAGGACCUGCGGGAUGCGAGAGAACCAUGAGACACCGCUAUAAACUCCUAAAGGGGAUGUUGACUUCACUACUUUCAUCGGACAAUGGCAGUGAAGUCACUUCAUUGGAUUUAAAGUGGGAAAAAGAACAGAAAACCAGGACAAAGCGUUUUGACACGAGAAAGACACUUCUAUGAAAUACUGAUUAUUAUCUUUUAAAGGAGGUACCUUUUUAUGCUUUUAUCUCCUACAAAUAUUAGAGGAAAUUGUGAAUAUAUUUAUUCUUAGUUUCUUGUGUGUUGGAGCUUUGCUACUGUAUGGGAUCAUAUUAUAUCAGUGUAUAGCAGAGAUGGCCAAUCCUCCUGGAGAGAUACAGGGUGGUUUCCGCUGGUUACCACAGCCACAAAGUCAAGAUAGGCCGGAUAUAAAAAAUAUGGGCUUUUUUUUGUUGUCUUUUUGGUCUUAAUUUAAGGUCAGGGUAAAGGCAUAAAGUUAGCAGUGUGGUUCAUGUUAGGAUUAAGAUUAUUGUUAGGUUUAAAAUCACAUUUUAAGAAGAGAAAUUGAAGAAAUAGGCUGUGGAAGCUAGUAACGACCCUACUGUAGGUGGAGGCUUUUGCUCCAGCCCAACAUAGACACUCUUAAUUUUAGCGAUGAAAAGCAGCUUGUUCAGAUGGUAAUCUCUGCAGGAGGAAGUUUGGCCAGCCCUGGUGUAAAGGACAAUUCUGCAUCUGGUUUAGCCUUCUCUACAGUGACCACAUCAUAUAUACAAUAAAGGGUGCUACUCUAAAACCA
Oncorhynchus masou masou (cherry salmon) is the source of this 5404-nucleotide messenger RNA. RefSeq names its product SLIT and NTRK-like protein 3. The record is from RefSeq and is a predicted model, not a curated record. Bases 297 to 3233 code for a protein of 978 amino acids. The transcript has 11 exons. Gene Ontology annotation, molecular function: protein binding. Gene Ontology annotation, cellular component: postsynaptic density membrane; GABA-ergic synapse. NCBI's taxonomy places the organism in Eukaryota, Metazoa, Chordata, Actinopteri, Salmoniformes, Salmonidae. Gene Ontology annotation, biological process: regulation of presynapse assembly; axonogenesis; positive regulation of synapse assembly.